Drosophila serrata is the source of this 1683-nucleotide messenger RNA. RefSeq names its product protein I'm not dead yet. Gene Ontology annotation, biological process: succinate transport; transmembrane transport; citrate transport. NCBI's taxonomy places the organism in Eukaryota, Metazoa, Arthropoda, Insecta, Diptera, Drosophilidae. The record is from RefSeq and is a predicted model, not a curated record. Gene Ontology annotation, molecular function: citrate transmembrane transporter activity; succinate transmembrane transporter activity. Gene Ontology annotation, cellular component: plasma membrane.
UCAUAGCAUUUACUGCCAGUUCAGUCAGUCAAUUAAUUAAAAUUAUUAGAAAUACGAGUGAAAGCCACUCAAAGUGAAUAAUAAAAUGGCAGAGUAUAAGCCAGGAGACAUUCCUUUGGCGGAGACUGAUGAUAGAAAAUUAUGCUGUAAAUUCCACUACAAAGGUGUUCUCAUUUUGUUAAUACCUAUAGCCUUUGGAGGCCUUUUGGCAGGAAAACCUGUUUUGAUAUAUCGCUUUCUCUACUUAACAAUAUGCUUAUAUCUGUAUUAUAUACUCAAUGUGAUGGCCAGUGGUGCGGUGGCCUUUAUCUAUAUAACUUUUAUACCCAUAGCAGGCAUUGCAGGAUCGGGUCCUGUAAGUUUCUCACAUUAUCCCGACUUAAUGUUUCUGGUCUAUGGCACUAUCAUGAUGGGUGCAGUGAUGGACUCGUCAAAACUUAGCCAACAUCUGGGCUUUGCUGUCAUCAGAAUAGUUGGAAGUAGUUUUUUCUGGCUUCAAGUUCUUCUGGCCGUGGUGGUUUCUACAAUUGCCAUUCUUGUGAAUCCCACAGUAGGUGCUGCCUUUGGAAUGAAGCUGGCCCAGGCCGUUGUCAACGAAUAUAAUGAUGCUAACGUAAUCAAAAGGGAUUCCGAUGAAGAACCCUACGAACAGGGAGCAAGAGCAUAUCCAACGCGUCCUGUAAUUGGUAUUUUCCUAACCUGUUGCUAUACCGCCUCUUUGGCCGCCAGUGUGUCUCCCUUUGUAAAUCCCAAUGGCAUACUAAUAAAAUAUAGUAUCAAAAUGGAGCAUAUAAUAAUGAUCAUGGCAUUGCCAGCUUUUUUGGGUAUCUGCAUUGUGAUCCUUUGGCUCCAAAUCUUGUUCAUGGGUCUAUUCGGUGGCAGUGUCAAGCGUGACCUUGCGGAAAUGGCUGAAAACAAGGAAGAUUUCCGGCUGACUGUCGAAGAGAAAAGAAUGGAUAUGGGCCAUUGGAAUGCAUAUGCCAUACUUGUCUUCAUCCUGAUACUCAUAUUAUUCGUCCUUUUGCACACCCGAAGGCCUCACCUGUACGUGGCCUGGGAGAAUGUAGGGAAUGGAGUUGAAACCGGUCUCUCCAUUCCAGCCAUUUUCAUAGGAUUAUUACUCUUUGCGAUACCGGCAAACUAUCUAUUCUGUCGGUACUAUGUCUGCCGGGAACCCGAUAAGCCGGGCACAACUCCAUCUUUGCUCAGUUGGAAGACAUUGAAUAACAAUGUUCCCUGGGAGGAUAUCUUUAUGCUGGGUGCAGCCUUUUGCUGUGUCUUCUGUGGCCUAAAGAGUGGUUUCUAUGCAAAAGUGGCAGAAAGCAUGUGGGGAUCCAAGCGAUUUGAUCUCAGUAGGUUUAUGUGUGGCGCCGGCAUGGGGACUCUGCUCUCGGCCCUGUCUCCUUCCACAACGCUGGCCAAGAUGGCUGUUCCUGUGAUGAAAAGGGCUGGUUAUAGCUUUGCCCUGCCCUUUAUGACGGCCCUGCACAAUCAGUUUCUGCUGCCCAUCAGUUCGCCGGCAAAUAUGAUCGUUGCCGGUUGGGGGAAUAUCAGACCCUUUCAGUUUUUGUUAGCUGGCAUAGUACCAGCGAUUUUCUUUAUGCUCUUAACUGCCGCCUCCACAAUGCUUUGCUUUGAUGAGGUGGUAUCUAAAGGUAUAAAUUCCAAAUUCUAACUCCUGAU